UACAGGAUAACAACGGGGACGAUGCAUGAAAUGGCGACCGCCAAGAAGCUGACAGACAACCACCUGACCUGUGCCAUCUGUACUGAGGUGUUCACAGACCCUGCCACACUUCAGUGUAAUCACACAUUCUGUAAGUCCUGUCUUCUGAAAUACACCAAAACGCAGACUGAAGCAAUACAAGCCAAGUCCAUCCCAUGUCCGUCCUGUAGACAACAGACAAAUGUGACCAGCCCUGACAGUCCAGUGGAGGAGUGGGUCAGUCAUCUGAAACCAAGCCACGUCAUACAGAGUCUGAUGGACGAUUUGGGGGGAUCGUCAGAUGUUGAUGCGUGUAGCGUGUGCAAAGAAGAUGGCAAAACAACUCCAGGUACAAUGUGGUGCACCAUUUGUGAAGCUGUCUUCUGUGAUGGAUGUCUCAAAUUACACAAGAAGAUGCCUCUGUCACGUCACCACGAAGUGUUUGAUGUACGUAUCCGUGGCAACAGGAAACCCAAAGUACGCAGCUUCAUGUGCAGAAUUCACAAGGACGAAAAGAUAAAACUGUUCUGUAAAGACUGCAGAAUGACAAUAUGUACUGUAUGCUGCAGCAUCAAACACCGGAAGUGUGAUGAUGUUGAAACCAUAGAUGUCAUGAUGACUCUUGUUAAAGAAACUCUGGUCAAUGAAACAAGGAACCAAGAGAAGAAGAUACAAACUUACAUUGACAAUAUUUCAUUGACAAACUCGAAUAUUGAAAAGCUGACAACUAGUGCACAAGAAAUGAAAGAUGAAGUUAGGAAAGUACGCAUUGCAGCUACAGAUGUUCUUGUGAGAAAGGAAAAGGAACUGCUGGAUCGCAUCGACGAACUCACUGAGUCCCGUGUACAAGAACUGAAAGCCUACAGAAAGAGCAAAGAUAUUGACCUCCAGGUGGAACAGCAGUGCUAUGAGUUCACAGACAAAGCUGUGACGUCAGACUGUGUAGCAGAUAUGUUUGAUAUGUAUGAGUCUAUGGAUGGAGCAUCUAGAGAUGAAGAUGGAAGAGAGGACAAGAGACCACAAACAUCCAGCAUCAUCUUCCUACAUGACAUAGACAUGUUGAUGAGAUCUGUGGAUGAUGUGAUGCUGGGGGAAGUAAUAGUUGGUAGUGACCGGACGUCAACUCCUGUUCUCCUGGAAACAAUUGUUUUUAGUAGAGAUAGAAUAGGGUUGAUCGAUUUGAGUGAUGUUUUAGUAUGUGCUGUCGAUGGUAUCAGGGUAAUUACUGUGGUAGAUUAUUUGAAUUGUCGACUCAGUACGCAGUAUGUUCAAAACAAAACAUCCUUGAAGAAACAUCUCCAACUACCUUCUGGACCAGAGGGAAUAGCUAAGGUGGGUGGAACUAAGGCAGCUGUUACACUCCCAGACACACAAGAAAUAGCGUUCAUCGAGUUUGACCCUGAACCUACAUUGCAGUCAAAUGUGAAAACAAAGAGGAAGUAUCGUGGUUUAGCCUUCCUGAACCCUGCACAACUGGUGGCAGGAAGAUUUGACGGUCCUACUUCUGUUGACUUACUGGAUAUGGGAGGGAAUGUACUGAAAUCAAUCAGCACAGGUGUGAUAGGUAAUCCACGAUAUAUUCAUGUUACGAGGAAAAACAACGUGGUAGUCAGUGAAGCGUCAGUAACAUCCCUGAUAUCUGUGACUAUUGACGGGCAAGCUGUUUUCACCUUCACACCCAGAGGAGACAGGGCUCUGGAAUAUCCUUGUGGCAUCACCACAACCAGCACUGGAGACAUCCUGUUAGUAGACAGACACUCCCUCAAGGUUAUUCAGUUGACAGAGUCGGGGCAGUUUGUCAGAGACGUUCUCACACCAUGUGAUGACCUAUGGUACCCCACUGGUAUCUGUCUGGAUGAUGACGGUCUGUUGUAUGUCACGUCAGGCGGGUAUGUGAAAGUAUUUGGCUGUGAAUAGUCUAUGUAUGUAUGAAUGUCUGUCUGUCUGUC
Haliotis rubra (blacklip abalone) is the source of this 1967-nucleotide messenger RNA. RefSeq names its product tripartite motif-containing protein 2-like. Gene Ontology annotation, molecular function: zinc ion binding; ubiquitin-protein transferase activity. The record is from RefSeq and is a predicted model, not a curated record. The transcript has 3 exons. The coding region runs from base 22 to 1935 and encodes 637 amino acids. Gene Ontology annotation, biological process: positive regulation of DNA-templated transcription. Lineage: Eukaryota; Metazoa; Mollusca; Gastropoda; Lepetellida; Haliotidae. Gene Ontology annotation, cellular component: chromatin; nucleoplasm.